AUGUUUUGCUUCGAGAGAUGGCGCGGCGUUCUACAGGACCUUCAGGAGGAGUCGGUCGACGAGGACCACUUGUCUGCGCUUGCCUGCCCCUAUUUCAAGAAAGAAGGAUGGCCGAAUCGGGACCCCAAGACCUUAUUGGCCGCUCAUCCGGACCAGGAAACAAGAGAGGCGGAGAGAGAGAGAGAGGAGGUUCUUGCAGCAGACGUGGUGCAUCCAAUUUGGGGUGAGGGCUCCUGUGCUCACCAGUGCGGUGACCGUUGUGCGGCGCGGUGCGUAGGAAACUGCUUGGUGUCCAUGUGUUCAACGUAUGACGACCUGGGAAGUGAAUCUCUCGGUGAUCUCGCGCCGUUUGGUCUGGGGUUUGCUGACACGUGCCACAACCCCGCCACAACCCUGCCACGACCCUGCCACAACCCUUUUGGGACUCGGAAACACUGCCCUGUUGUGUCUGAGCAUGUCUCGAGCGUGUGA
Messenger RNA from Darwinula stevensoni, 471 nucleotides. The record is from the annotation of a GenBank genome assembly. Lineage: Eukaryota; Metazoa; Arthropoda; Ostracoda; Podocopida; Darwinulidae.